AUGGGAAUGAAGAGGGUUUGUGUGGAGAUUCCCAGCUCCAACACCAGGGUAGCGUCCAUAAAGGUCUCGUUGGCCCCAGAGCACCCGGAGAUAUUUGGACCGGUCCCCCCACCGCAGGAUGGCAUGGAGAGGGGUGCGAACACCAGGGACUUCCGGGAUUCCUCGGGUGGCAAGGUGGGAACCGUGGACGAGCGAGUACUGAGGCAAACGGUGGAUUGUUGCUCUGACACCGCCGUAGCCUCAGGCCUCCCGGACGCUAUCAGCGUUAUCAGGUACGCUAUCAGCGUUAUCAGGUACGCUAUCAGCGUUAUCAGAUCACUCCUACUGCCUGCCCCAGGUCCCUCCCUACUGCCUUCCCCAUACCCCCCCUCCCACUACCUGCCCCAGAUUAUUCCCUACUACCUGCCCCAGAUCCCCCACUGCCUGCCCCAGAUCCCUCCAUACUGCCUGCCCCAGAUCCCCCACUGCCUGCCCCAGAUUAUUCCUACUUCCUGCCCCAGAUCCCCUCACUGCCUUCCCCAGAUCCCCCCACUGCCUGCCCCAGAUCCCCUCACUGCCUUCCCCAGAUCCCCCCACUACCUUCCCCAGAUCCCCCACUGCCUGCCCCAGAUCCCCCACUGCCUGCCCCAGAUCCCUCCCCCCACUGCCUGCCCCACUACCUGCCCCAUAUCCCCCCCACUGCCCCAGAUCACUCCCUACUUCCUGCCCCAGAUCCCCUCACUGCCUUCCCCAGAUCCCCCCACUACCUCCCCCAGAUCCCCCCACUACCUUCCCCAGAUCCCCCCACUGCCUGCCCCAGAUCCCCCACUGCCUGCCCCAGAUCACUCCCUACUUCCUGCCCCAGAUCCCCUCACUGCCUUCCCCAGAUCCCCCACUACCUCCCCAGAUCCCCCCACUACCUUCCCCAGAUCCCCCCCACUGCCUGCCCCAGAUCCUCUCACUGCCUUCCCCAGAUCCACCCCACUACCUUCCCCAGAUCCCCCCACUACCUUCCCCAGAUCCCCCUGCCUGCCCCAGAUCACUCCCUACUUCCUGCCCCAGAUCCCCCACUGCCUGCCCCAGAUCCCUCCCACUACCUUCCCCAGAUCCCCCCACUCCCACUACCUGCCCCAUAUCCCCCCUGCCCCAGAUCACUCCCUACUUCCUGCCCCAGAUCCCCUCACUGCCUUCCCCAGAUCCCCCCACUACCUCCCCCAGAUCCCCCACUACCUUCCCCAGAUCCCCCACUGCCUGCCCCAGAUCCCCCACUGCCUGCCCCAGAUCCCCUCACUGCCUUCCCCAAAUCCACCCCACUACCUUCCCCAGAUCCCUCACUACCUUCCCCAGAUCCCCCCCACCGCCUGCCCCAGAUCCCCCACUGCCUGCCCCAGAUCCCCCACUGCCUGCCCCAGAUCCCCCCACUGCCUUCCCCAGAUCCACCCCACUACCUUCCCCAGAUCCACCCCACUACCUUCCCCAGAUCCACCCCACUACCUUCCCCAGAUCCCCCCACUGCCUGCCCCAGAUCCCCCACUGCCUGCCCCAGAUCCCUCCCACUACCUUCCCCAGAUCCCCCCCACUGCCUGCCCCAGAUCCCCCCACUGCCUGCCCCAGAUCCCCUCACUGCCUUCCCCAGAUCCCCCCACUGCCUGCCCCAGAUCCCCUCACUGCCUUCCCCAGAUCCCCCACUGCCUGCCCCAGAUCCCCCCACUGCCUGCCCCAGAUCCCCCACUGCCCCACUGCCCCAGAUCCCCCACUGCCUGCCCCAGAUCCCUCACUGCCUUCCCCAGAUCCCCCCACUACCUGCCCCAGAUCCCCCACUGCCUUCCCCAGAUCCCCCCACUGCCUGCCCCAGAUCCCCUCACUGCCUUCCCCAGAUCCCCCACUGCCUGCCCCAGAUCCCCCACUGCCUGCCCCAGAUCCCCCACUGCCUGCCCCAGAUCCCCUCACUGCCUGCCCCAGAUCCCCCCCACUGCCUGCCCCAGAUCCCUCACUGCCUUCCCCAGAUCCCCCCCCACUACCUUCCCCAGAUCCCCCUCACUACCUUCCCCAGAUCCCCCACUGCUUGCCCCAGAUCCCUCCUUACUGCCUGCCCCAGACCCCCCACUACCUUCCCCAGAUACCCCCACUACCUUCCCCAGAUCCCCCACUGCCUGCCCCAGAUCCCCCCACUACCUGCCCCAUAUCCCCCACUGCCCCAGAUCCCCCACUGCCUGCCCCAGAUCCCCCAUUGCAGCACCGAUGCACCCUUCCCCAGGGUCCCCUCUCUGCCUGCCCCAUUGCAGCACCGAUGCACCGCGCCACCGUAACCUCUCUGCCUGCCCCAUUGCAGCACUGAUGCACCGCGCCACCGUACCCUCUCUCUGCCCCCCACUCAGGCACCGAUGCACCGCCCACCACUACCCUCUCCCGCUCCCCCCACUCAGACACCGAUGCACCACACCACCCCAGUACCCUCUCUCUGCCCCCACUCAGACACCGAUGCACCACACCACCGAUCCCCUCUCUCUGCCCCCCCCCCACUCAGACACCGAUGCACCACACCACCGUCCCCCUCUCCUCUGA
This is a messenger RNA of Oncorhynchus keta (chum salmon), 2544 nucleotides long. RefSeq lists its product as uncharacterized. NCBI's taxonomy places the organism in Eukaryota, Metazoa, Chordata, Actinopteri, Salmoniformes, Salmonidae. The record is from RefSeq and is a predicted model, not a curated record. The coding region runs from base 1 to 2544 and encodes 847 amino acids. The transcript is spliced from 4 exons.